AGCUCCAGCGCCCGUGGGGGAGGAGCGGCGGCGGCGGAGCUGCUGUGGCGACCGACGCGAGGCAGUGGCAGAGGAGACCCACCCCUGUCCACAUGGACAGCCGCAAAUGCCUCCGCUGAUGCUUUCACCCCUAGGCGGGGUGGGCGGGCGGCCUUAGCGGCGGCGACUGCAGAAGAAGCGAAGGCUCCGGGGGUGCCUGACGGUCGCGGAGCCUUCGCCGCCCCGGCGCGGCGGGUGCGGCCAUUUUACGGCCUGGGCCGAAAGGAGGCGUGUUUGUGUGCCCGCCUUCAUCUUCCCUUCCUGGGGCCUGCGUUCGGCGGAGGCUUCUCAGGCGGCCUGGGUGGGCGGUGGAUGGGGAGUCGUGGGCCGAGAGGAGCCGGGCCCGGGAAGCGCCGCCGCCGCCGCCGCCGCUCGCGUUCCCCCGGAGGGGCCUGAGGAGAAGCCCAGGCCGCGCUCGCCGCCCGCCAGCCCGCGGAAAGGCCCGGGCGAGCCUGGCCUGCUUUUGUGUAGGCCUCGCCUGGACGUGGGAGCGCCGCCUGCCUGACGGCUGAGCCCGAGGCCAGCAGCCCUGCGGCGGCUACCCUCCGGCGGCUCGGCCCCUCAUCCUGGCGAGCACGGAGGCGGUGUGGGCCAUGGAUUAAGGAGGCGGCGGCGUGGGAGGAGGAAGAUGGCGGCCGGCAAGAGCGGCGGUAGCUCUGGGGAGAUUACUUUUCUGGAAGCUUUGGCUAGAUCAGAGUCUAAGAGAGAUGGAGGUUUUAAAAGUAAUUGGAGCUUUGAUCAUGAAGAAGAAAGUGAAGGAGAUACAGAUAAAGAUGGGGCAAAUCUACUCAGUGUAGAUGAAGAUGAGGAUUCUGAAACCUCAAAAGGAAAAAAGUUAAAUCGUCGAUCGGAAAUUGUUGCUACUAGUUCUGGUGAUUUCAUCUUGAAGACAUAUGUAAGACGAAACAAGACUGACAGUUUUAAAACUUUGAAAGGCAACCCAAUUGGACUUAACAUGUUGAGCAACAAUAAGAAAUUGAGCGAAAAUACACAAAAUACAUCAUUAUGUUCUGGAACUGUAGUUCAUGGUAGACGUUUUCAUCAUGCUCAUGCACAGAUACCAGGAGUAAAAACAGCAGCACAAAGCAAUCUGGACCGAAAAGAAAGGAAAGAAUACCCACCUCAUGUCCAAAAAGUUGAAAUUAGUUCAGUAAGGUUAAGUCGGCCCCAAGGUGUGGAACGUGUAACAAAAAAAACAGAAGAGUCUGACUCACAUGUGGAGCCUGAAAUUAAGAGGAAAGUACAACAGAAACGGCACUGCAGUGCUUAUCAACCUAAUCCUCUGUCUCCUGCUUCAAAAAAAUGUUUAACGCAUUUAGAGGUUUCUGAACAGCGUGAAUGUUGUCCAAAAUGUGGAAAGGAAAAAGAAAAUCAGACCAAAUGUCAGAGUUGUGGUAUUCUUUUUCGUAAUGAUUUGCAAAAAUCUUGCAGACAAGCUAUAACUUUGAAUGAAUCUACUGGACCAUUAUUAAGAACAUCAAUUCAUCAGAAUUCUGGAGGACAGAAGCUACAAAACACAGGACUAACAACUAAGAAGUUUUAUGGCAACAAUGUGGAAAAAGUUCCUAUUGAUAUUAUUGUGAAUCGUGAUGAUAGUAGACAUAAUUAUUUACAGACUAAUGGAAAAAUCAUUUUACCUGGGACAAAAAUACCCAAAAUCACAAGCUUGAAAGAAAGGAAAACAAGCUCAUCAGACCUAAAUGAUCCAAUCAUUUUGUCCAGUGACGAUGAUGAUGACAUUGAUAAGGCUAACAGAAGAGAGAGCAUAUCUCCUCAGCCUGCUGAUUCAGCAUGUUCUUCCCCAGCACCAUCCACUGGAAAAGUAGAAGCAGCACUGAAUGAAAAUAGCUGCAGAGCAGAGCGUGAACUAAGAAGCAUUCCAGCAGAAUCAGAAUUAAAUACAGUUACAUUGCCAAGAAAAGCAAGAAUGAAAGACCAGUUUGGCAAUUCUAUUAUCAAUACACCUCUAAAACGCCGUAAAGUGGUUUCUCAAGAAACUUCAGUUAAUUCUGUAUCUUUAAGCUGCCAAAGUUCCUUUGACAGUGUCAUUUUAAACUGUCGAAGUAUACGAGUAGGAACAAUCUUCCGGCUACUAAUAGAGCCUGUAAUUUUUUGUUUAGAUUUUAUCAAGAUACAUCUAGACGAACCGGAAAGUGAUCCUAUAGAGAUUAUUUUAAAUACCUCUGAUCUAACAAAAUGUGAAUGGUGUAAUGUCCGGAAAUUACCAGUAGUGUUUCUUCAGGCAACACCAGCAGUUUAUCAAAAGCUGAGCAUGCAGCUGCAAAUGAAUAAGGAGGAUAAAGUUUGGAAUGACUGUAAAGGAAUAAAUAAACUAACAAAUUUGGAAGAGCAAUAUAUAAUUUUAAUUUUUCAAAAUGGCCUUGAUCCUCAGGCAAAUAUGAUAUUUGAAAGUAUCAUUUCUGACAUUGGUGUAAAGAAUAAUGUUUCCAAUUUUUUUGCAAAAAUUCCCUUUGAAGAAGCCAAUAGUAGACUUGUUGCCUGCACUAGAACCUAUGAAGAAAGUGUCAAAGGAAGUUCUGUGCAAAAAGAAAACAAAAUUAAAACUGUGUCCUUUGAAUCUAAAAUACAACUUAGAAACAAGCAGGAAUUCCAGUUUUUUGAUGAUGAGGAGGAAACUGGAGAGAACCACACUAUAUUUAUUGGUCCUGUAGAAAAAUUGAUAGUAUAUCCACCACCUCCAGCUAAAGGAGGCAUCUCUGUUACUAAUGAAGACCUACACUGUCUAAGUGAAGGAGAAUUUUUAAAUGAUGUUAUUAUAGACUUUUAUUUGAAAUAUUUGGUGCUUGAAAAACUCAAGAAAGAAGAAGCUGAUCGAAUUCAUAUAUUUAGUUCUUUUUUCUAUAAACGCCUUAAUCAGAGGGAGAGGAGAAAUCAUGAAACAACCAAUUUGUCAAUACAGCAGAAACGACAUGGGCGAGUAAAAACAUGGACGCGGCAUGUAGAUAUUUUUGAGAAGGAUUUUAUUUUUGUACCCCUUAAUGAAGCUGCACACUGGUUUUUGGCUGUUGUUUGUUUUCCUGGUUUGGAAAAACCAAAGUAUGAACCUAAUCCUCAUUACCAUGAAAAUGCAGGCAUACAAAAAUGUUCAGCUGUAGAGGACAGUUGUAUUUCUUCUCCUUCAGCCAAUGAAAUGGACAGUUCACAAAACUCUUCAGCCAAGCCUGUAAUUAAAAAGAUGCUAAACAAAAAGCAUGGCAUAGCUGUAACUGAUUCAAGUGUGGGGCAGGAAGAAAGUGACCCUUGUUUUCGGAGAAAUAUAUGCAAUGUGAAAUGUAGUGUGAAAAAAAUUAAUCAUACUGCGAGUGAAAAUGAAGAAUCAAAUAAAGGAGAACCAGCAUGCCAGAAAGUUGUUGAUAGGUCUAAAAAUGAGAAUUGCCUACAGAAUGAAAGUUUAAGUUCUAUACACCAUCCAGAUGGCUUAAGCAAAAUCAGACUAAAUUACAGUGAUGAAUCAACUGAAAGUGGUAAAAUGCUUGAUGAGGAACUUAUUGACUUCUCAGAAGAUCAAGAUAACCAGGAUGACAGCAGUGAUGAUGGAUUCCUUGCUGAUGACAACUGCAAUUCAGAAAUAGGACAGUGGCAUUUAAAGCCUACUAUCUGUAAACAACCUUGUAUACUACUUAUGGAUUCACUGAGAGGCCCUUCGAGAUCAAAUGUUGUCAAGAUUCUAAGAGAGUAUUUAGAAGUGGAAUGGGAAGUUAAGAAAGGAAGCAAAAGAAGUUUUUCCAAAGAUGUUAUGAAAGGCUCUAAUCCAAAAGUACCCCAGCAAAACAACUUCAGUGAUUGUGGUGUAUAUGUAUUGCAGUAUGUAGAAAGUUUCUUUGAGAAUCCAAUUCUCAAUUUUGAACUACCUAUGAAUUUGGCAAACUGGUUUCCUCCCCCAAGAAUGAGAACAAAGAGAGAAGAAAUCCGAAACAUAAUUCUGAAGCUGCAGGAAGAUCAGAGCAAAGAGAAAAAGAAACAUAAAGAUAGUUCCCCAACAGAAGCAUCUUUAGGCGAAGGAGCAGAACAAUAUGUCAACAGUAUCUCAGAUUGACAUGACUGUGCUUGCCAGUUCUUCAUUCAAAAACCAAUGACUUUCAGCUUUGGGUAUAGACAGUAAAGAACUGAAGUGCUCACUACUCAGUGAUUUGAAAUGUUAAUGCUUGUAUAAAUGUCAUAUAAUUAAUUUCCAAAGGAGUAUGUAUUAAGUAAAAGUUUGUAAAUAUGUUAAUGAGGCCAAUUUUUCCAGCAUUUAUAAUUAUUUUUUUCACUUGUUAGGAAGCUUUUGUUAUGUAUUUUUCUGUUAAUAGUACUUAAAACUGCAACUUCUAAACACAAAAUAAAUAAAAAGAAAAUAUUUAUAGGAGGAAAUGAUUAAUUUCAUAUUCUUUAGUGAACUUGUAUAAUUUCUCAGUGGGUGUGAUAUAAUUCAUGGGAAUACUCAAGUAUCUAUGAUAAUUUUUUGACCAUUUACAUUUAUUCUAAAAUAACUUAACAUGAAAAUAAGAUAAAGUGUUUUGAACUAAGAAGACAUCUUCAUAUGCUUAUUUAGCAAAAAAAAUUAAUUCAUACCCUCUCAAGUGUUUGAAGAAUCCAAGACAUGUAAUAUUUAUACUCUACAUAAAUGUUUAAGAAAAAACGGUACUUAGAACCAUUCAAAGAAAAAUCACAUAGAAUUAUACCAUGAAAAACUAGCUAUACUUGCAUACGUUAUUGUCACAUGCAUUUCUGAAGACAUCAAGACUCAGGUUAAAACAUUUGAUAAGUGCAGCUUGAAUUUCAAAUAUUCCAUGUUACUUUUCUAUAUUAGAGCAUAAAAUGUGUUGCAAUCUGUGUGAUACUUAAUAAACAUUUUUUUAAUUUGUGUAAACAUAGGAACCUAAAUAGGAAUUUACUUUUUUUGUAAUAGCUUUUGCUAUUUUUUCAUUGAUCACUCUGUUCCUGUUAUUCUGGUAAACAGACAUCAAAAUUUUUGCCUGAUUUUUUUCAGUGUAGAUUAUUUUUACAUGUCAAUCAGUUGCAUAAUACAGUAAAAAUAUACUUUCGUUUCCUUUUUAAAUUACUAAAACAUGAUGGUUUUGAUGACAGGUUUACAAUUCACAUAGAGAUCUUGCAUAUGUUUGCCAAAACAGCUUUGAGACUUGACAUAUUUUUUAAGUCAUUUUCGGUGGGAUACAUGUAUAACAAAAAUAAUUGAAUAAAAGAAGGCCAUUUUGAUUAUCAGCAAUUAUAUUGUUUCUAACAUGGCCAUCUUUGGCAUUCUAAUAUCUUAAGCUACUUUUCUAAAGUUAAUAAAGUCCAUGGGUAUGUUUAGGGUGGAUAGAUGUGUUGUUAACAACCCAGAAAAGUCUAUUGAGAUACAGUUAAUAAGCAAAAUAUUAAAAUUAAUCUUAAGGUGGGUCACUGUUAAUGUUAUCGAUUGUAUGUUUUUCUGUUCCUUUGACCCAUCUUGAUAUUUUUUCUUUUUAGCGAUAUGUUAGAGCUAUUAGUUCAGAUACCAUAAUUAGCUCAUAUGAAAAAUGAAUUUGAUUUUAUUAAUUAAAUAUGGCAAAAUGCUCUUGGAUCUCUGAUCACACUAAGACCAAAGGUAGAUAUUGUUUUUUAAGUAACCACCUAGCAUCAGUAUCAAAAUUGUCAUUCUUAAUUUUUUAAAUGAAGGUUAUUGAAAAAACUAUUCUGAAAUACUUAACUGUUUUUGGUUUAAUUUUUCAUGGUUACAUUUUAUACUCUUAGCUAAUUUUUGAUUAGUUAAAAAUAGAACUUAGCCCUUGGGACAACAAAAGUCAAUUGCAUUUCAACAUGAAAAAUAUAGAUGGAUGAAUGUCAGCUUUCUAGACUUGGAGUAUUGAGCAGUUAGAUGGCAUAUUUCCCCACCCCAUGUGCAAUUUUAUUUUUGAAAGUUGUGCUAAUGACUAUAUAUAUUGAAAUCUUUGGAGGCUGCUAGAUUGAACUCCAAACUAGAUUUGAAAAUCUUUAGUGUAUGUGCACAUUCACUUGAUAAUUAUGUACUCUGGUACUUCUAUAUGUAGUUAAAAGUGAAUGUAAGCCUUUUUAAAUGUGUUAUUAGUACUUAGAACUUGUGAAACAGAACUUUAAGGUCUAGAGGUUUGUUACUAGACACUGAAACUGCAUGACAAGUAUCUGGUGUCUUAACUAAUUAGAUGGAUCUGUUGUAUUGGUUUUCUUGUUGGAUAGAAUAACAGUUAAUCAUAUUUAGAAGAGUUUUAGAUUACUUGGCCAUAAAAUUUGUAUGUAUCUCAGCUCUUGGUCAUUUAGGAGCAAAGGUGCUGUUUAGUCCUUUCCCUUUGAUGUUGCUAUAUUGACUUCAGACAGCUGAAAACUUAGUGGUACUGUUUCAGGUUCAUAUAAACCUAAAACAGCUUUUCUUUGUUUAGAAACUCUUAAUUAAAUAUAGGAGGUUUCAUUUGAAAGCAUAAAUUGAUUAUCUAAAUUAUAUCUUAAGUACCUAAAAUGAAUUCAGUAUUUUUCUUUAAAAUCUAUGAUCCCUGAAGACUAUAAAGUAUAAUGUGAGUUUUAAUAUCUUUAAAAAAUGUGAAGUCUUAGGUAAUACAUAACCUAUUUUAGUAUGCAUAAUCAGGAGCUGGUGGAGUAAAGGUAUUGGACUGUAACAGUAGAAGGGAAUAAG
This is a messenger RNA of Oryctolagus cuniculus (rabbit), 6688 nucleotides long. RefSeq names its product SUMO specific peptidase 6 (gene SENP6). Lineage: Eukaryota; Metazoa; Chordata; Mammalia; Lagomorpha; Leporidae. The record is from RefSeq and is a predicted model, not a curated record. Gene Ontology annotation, cellular component: cytoplasm; nucleus. Gene Ontology annotation, biological process: regulation of kinetochore assembly; protein desumoylation; regulation of spindle assembly. Gene Ontology annotation, molecular function: SUMO-specific endopeptidase activity.